CACACACUCAGGUUUCUCCUCCUCACUCAGAGAACAUAACCACCGUUUUGUCUAUGUGUGUUAUCAUUUUUCUUCUGCUCUUUGGAGAAGGGGAACAUAUUAUUAUGUCAAGCAGCGAGUUCAACGACCCCAGAAACCGACGAUAGUUGCGCGCUGACCGGUUGGUUGGUCAGAGAGCCUGAGUGACAGGCAGCAAUGGGUCGGAAGUUGGAUCUGUCAGUGCUCACGGACAAUGAGGCGGAGCAUGUGCUGCAGGUGGUGCAGAGGGACAUGAAGUUACGCAAGAAGGAGGAGAAGCGGCUGAGUGAACUGAAGCAGGAGCUGGAUGAGGAGGGCAGUCGCUGCCUCCUGCUGUCAAGGCAGCGUUGCUUCAACCGGCGCUGCUGCAUCCGCUGCUGCCUGCCCUUCACCUUCCUGUUCAACCCCAAACGCCAGUGUCAGCUCUGCCGCUACAACGUCUGCAAGGCCUGCAGGGUCUACGACAAGCAGGACAAAGCCUGGCUCUGCUCCUCCUGCCAGAAGAGCCGGCUGUUGAAGACACAGUCACUGGAGUGGUUCUACACUAAUGUGAAACAGCGCUUCAAGAGAUUUGGUAGUGCCAAAGUCCUGAAGACUCUAUACAGGAAGCACCUGGCAGAGCACUCUGACCUCACUGAAGGCAGCGGCUACGAGGAGAGCGUUUGCAAUGAGGGCAGCGUCUGUGGGAGCGACUCGACCUUCUACAGACAAAGUGAAGAGCACAGCAUGGCAGAGACGCUCACUGUGGCCUUGCGUGUGGCGGAGGAGGCCAUAGACGAGGCCAUUUCCAAAGCAGAGUUGGACACUGACAGUCAGGAGAAGCAGAAAGAGGCUCUCUAUCUGCAGGAGCACAGAGGAGAGCUCAUCGAGGAACUAGCCCAAACUAUUGUGCAAAAGAUCAUUAGCAGCAGGAAGACUCUGGCUGACACGAGGGAAAAGAACAACCAGGACUGGCCUCUGGAACAAAACGCAGAUCCUCAUCAUCGUCAUCAUCCAGCCACCUGUGAUCAAGCCUGCAGCUCUCUGAAACACCAGCCAGCCCUCUGGAGGUCACACUCUGCCUCUUCACUCGUGGACGACGACUCUCCAGCGCUGAUACGAGACUCUCUGCAGCUGUUGAAGAAGGAAGGCAGCGAGUCCACUAUGGCAGCUUGGAAGAGCGUCGAUAGACUAGACAACACUGUGCUGCAGAGCGCAGACAGGAACUGGAUCGCCCUGCAGAGCAUCCAGUUGUCUCGUCCCGGUCUGUUGACCAAAAGGAAGAGCCUGGUCUACAGUGCCUUGGAGAAGGAGUCCGGUAUUGUGUCCGCUUACGAAGGUUUAGGCUCUGACAGUGAAACCAAGCCUCAGUCCGACAUCUCCCAGGGCGCCGCACUCGGGGAGAUCCACAAGAAGAUGACGGACUCUAACUUCAACCCACAGGGCACUCAGGACAGGAGCCCAACUCCACGAACAGACUUCACUGAUCUGCCUUCAGACUCUGAUGGGAAGUGGAAAUCUCACAAACCGCUGCACGCUUUUUAUAAGAGGAACGACGUGCCUGUGGAAGUAAGGCGAACUUCAGCAUCCAGAGGGACAAGUAUCAUUGAUAUGAACUUUAAUUCAGCGGUAACAUCAGAGGAGGAGAGCAGUGUGGCUGCUGAGGUGGGAAAAGUCGGGAGAUCACGGAAGAAAAGGAGGAGUAAAAAGGAGCAAGCAGCUACUUUUUCUGUGACGGAAUUAAACAAAAACGAUUGGUCCCAACCUUCCCCUGAUACCGUGACGUCUGAUACGUUUGAAACCUCGGCCCCCGAACAGUUUGACCCCAAGAGUGACCUGACGGACACGGAGCUCACGUACAAAUCACGAGAGCUUUCAGGCCGAGUAUGUGACUCUACUGGUAAAGAAGAAUGUGACAAAGAGACGGGAUCCAGUGAUGAUGGACAGAGACAAGGAACUGAGGAGACCGAUGGUGAAGAUGAGAGGUUUUGGAAGACGGAGAUGGAACUGGAUGAUGGAAGAAUGUUAGAUGAUUUAGAGAUAGACGAAGAGAUGAAGUGCAGAUUGUACAAAGUCGUUGAACACUCCAGGCUCACUUAUCUUUCCUCUACUGAUGACGAGUUAGACAGAGUUAACCAGAGUGAAGGAGAACUGGACGAAGACAAUAACGAGCAAGAGGGACUCACUUUUAAACUCUGGCAGCUGGAGAAAGAGCUGAAAGCGUCUCAGUGCUCGUCCACGGAAGACGAGCUGGACAGAGUUGGUGUUGAAGAGAAGAAGACUGAAGAGGAGGCGGGGGAUGGGAGCAACGAGGAGCUGGCUGUCAAAGUGUGCAAAUUAGCAAACCAAGUCAAUGCCACUCAGUUUUCCUCCACAGAGGAUGAGUUGGAUAGAGUAGGCAGAGACGGGGAGAACGAGAUAGAGGAGGAGAUACUGUGGAAGUUACAGGCACAAAAAGCUGUUCAGGCAGCUCACCUACGCGAUUUGAGCAGCCUUGUCGGCACCUCUCAGUUUUCUUCCACUGAGGACGAGCUGGAUGAAGCUGAAAAGACUGAAGGAGAGCGCGAUCUGAGGGUAAAUGAAGGAGGGAACGAGAGCAGCUGUGAUAUGGAAGAUGUGUGGGACACGGCAAAGGAGCAAACAGAGUCCUUCACUGGUUUGGACGUGAAGAUGUUUGAUCUCGAAGAUGAAACGUGUGAAAAAGUAACAUCUGAGAAUGUGCCGGACAAUCAGAUGGACACCAAUAAUGUCCAACAAGUCAAAACAGAAGAUCCUCAAAAGAGACGGUGCUUUGAAGAGACGUCAGCCAAAGUGACUGAGGAUGAGAUGAUAGAAGAGUGUAUGUGUGGAGAUGCAAAAGAGACGAAGUCCAUGGCAGGAGCAGAGGACACAGAAAUAAUCAGCUCAAACGAGACAAGAACAGAACAAGGAGAUUGGGCAGAGGGAAAUGAGGAAGAGAAGUUUCAGGAAAGCAGUGACGAUCAAAGGAAAUGGGAAGCAAUAGCAAACAGUGAUGAGGAAGAUGCAGAAUUUGACAGAAUAAUCAGCAGCAUGUUGACGAUGACUUUAGAGGACAUGCAGGUAGAAACACUCCAGAGUACAGACGAAGAAUCUGGGAGAACAAAUCUAGAGCUAGAAAAUGCAGAUGGAAGAGUUAAAAUAAGUGGUUUUAACGACAAGGUCAUAGUUGCACGAAGUAUAAAUGCAUCAAAAGAGACGGGAAGUGAGAAGGAACUUCAGAGACGCUGUGAUGAUGUGAGGCCAGAGUCUGCUGGGAAAGAAAAAGUCACUGGAGACGAAACUUUCCGAAAAAAGGAGAGAGGAGCGCGGAUGAGCAGAAACACAAAUGAGCAGCAGGGAAAAGAGAAGGAGCACAAAGAAAGAAGAAAUGUGGCCCAGCAGAUGAGUACAGAGGAGGAGGAGUAUAAGGACCAGAGGGAUGGAAGUGGAGGAGCUGCAGCAGAGGAAGAGAGUGAACGUAAAGAAAGUGAUGAAAAAGAUGUGGCUGACACAGAGCAGAGGAGCAAGUCUUCUCUACACAAGGGUUUUCUGUCACCAGAGGAGAUUCAACAUAGGUAUUCAGCGGUGUCCCUGUGCAGCAUCACCACUGAGGUGCUGAAGGUGCUCAAUGCCACCGAGGAGCUGCUGCAGGGAGUCGAGGGAGGACACGAUAACAGACUCUCCGCCAUCGACGCACUGCCGCCAAACACAGAUGUCAAGAAGCUGGAUGAACAAUUCUGUAGACUGGAGGAGAAUGUGUAUGUGGCGGCUGGUGCGGUGUACGGUCUGGAGGCGGAGCUGAGUGACCUUGAGGAAUGUGCCAGGAGAACCUGCACCUCCACGCCCGACAUGGAACUGUCCUUCCUGGAGGAGCAGGUGGCAUCGGCAGCUGCCAGAGUCCAACACUCUGAACUACAGAUUUGUGACAUCUCUGCAAGAAUUGCUGCUUUGAGAAGUGCUGGCCUCAUCGUGGACACACAGUCACACCUCACUAAGACCAGAACCACCCCAGUUCUGCCCGUCACCCUGGUUUCAACAAGACAAGUGAGGAGACGAUUACCUGCACCACCAGCGAAAGAAGACAAAGAAUCCUAAAUCACUGAACCAGGACUGUUGCAGGUGCAGAAAUGCGUUCCCUGUGACUCUACAGGCCAGUAUUUGCCUUAAUUUCACUUCAGCUAAUGCAAGACACUAUUAUUGUUCUGAAACUGUGCAAGAAAUCAAUGAUUCUUUUCAGAAAUUAGUUUAUUUUCACAUGGUA
Messenger RNA from Solea solea (common sole), 4258 nucleotides. Its product is annotated as rab effector MyRIP-like. Gene Ontology annotation, cellular component: cortical actin cytoskeleton. Gene Ontology annotation, molecular function: myosin binding; small GTPase binding; actin binding. Lineage: Eukaryota; Metazoa; Chordata; Actinopteri; Pleuronectiformes; Soleidae. The record is from RefSeq and is a predicted model, not a curated record. The transcript is spliced from 16 exons. Gene Ontology annotation, biological process: intracellular protein transport. Bases 196 to 4092 code for a protein of 1298 amino acids.